UAGCCUUGCUCUCAGUUAUCCCACAAUUCACGCACCGUCAAGUUGACUGUCGCCAUGCGGGAUCACAGGCGCUUGAAGUUGCUUUAAUGUGAAUACAUUUCGGACUGCAGCUGAAAAAGACAGUUUAAGCGAUCGGUGCUCACCGCGCUGCCUUGGAUGCGCUGCAAACUGCUGCAUUAAUUAUUGCUCAUUACUCCGGGCUUUCACUAUCAACGCGAAGGACGACGAUAUGUUUGGUUCAACAGUGGUCAUAAUGCGCUCGGUGAUGGAUGUAUCCUCUAUCUAGCCUUUUGGGAUUUAAGGAGGGCCAAUGGAGAGCCGUGCGCUUCUGUGCGCCUUUUGAAAAACAUUUGCGUCCUCUUCAUUUGGGAUUGUGCAUGAAUGUUUUGAGAUUUGCACAUUAAUGCUGGGUAUUUCAGCAUUGCAGCUGUAAAAAUGCUGAACAACAUUAUCUUACUAAGUGUUUUAACUGUCACCAGUUUCCCUUCAAAGACGGAGUGCCGCAAAACUUCGAAAGACAUUUGCAAGAACCGGUGCGCUUGCGAGGAAAAGGAGAACGCUCUAAACAUCAAUUGCGAAAACAAGGGUUUCACCACGGUUGGUCAGUUCCAGCCACCACAAAACAAGAUCAGCCAACUCUUUCUGAAUGGAAACUUUCUCACCAAACUGGGUCCAAACGAAUUCCUCAAUUAUGGUAAUGUAACAUCUCUUCACUUGGGUAAUAAUGGCUUGCAGGAAAUCAAAACAGGGGCGUUCAAUGGGUUAAAAAACUUGAAGCGUCUUCAUCUAAAUAAUAAUAACUUGGAGAUCAUAAGAGAGGACUCUUUUUCUGGUUUGGAGAGUUUGGAGUAUUUGCAAGCUGAUUAUAAUUACAUUAGUGCCAUAGAGGCAGGGGCGUUCAACAAACUGAAUAAACUCAAAGUUCUAAUUCUGAAUGACAACCUUUUGCUCUCCCUGCCCAAUAACAUAUUCCGCUUUGUCAUGUUGACGCAUUUGGAUUUAAGGGGAAACAGACUGAAAACGCUGCCGUUUGCUGGCGUUCUAGAGCAUAUAGGUGGAAUAAUGGAAAUUCAGCUGGAAGAGAACCCGUGGAAUUGCACUUGUGAUCUGAUACCUCUGAAAGCCUGGCUGGAUACAAUUUCGGUUUUUGUCGGGGAUAUCGUUUGCGAGACGCCGUUCAGACUACACGGCAAAGACGUCACGCAGUUGAUCAAGCAAGACCUAUGCCCCAGGCGCAAUCCUGGAGACGCGAGUCAUCGCGUUAUGCAGCCGCCGUCUGAUUCACAAUACCAGGGUCCAUCUCCGACCCUGCGGGCGCGAGUCACACCGACACGAACCCCUAAGGCCUCCCGCCCCCCAAAAAUGAGAUAUCGUCCCACUCCGCGCGUCACGUCCGGCAGAGAUAAACACGUUUUCGGGCCUAUCAUGGUAUUUCAAACACGCUCACCGGUUCCAAUGUCCUGCCCGAGCAUUUGCGUGUGCACCUCGCAAAAUCCAGACAGUGGAUUAAACAUCAAUUGUCAGGAGCGCAAACUUCAGAACAUCUCUGAACUCCAACCCAAACCAUCUUAUCCAAAGAAACUGCAUUUGACCGGUAACUAUUUGCAAACCAUAUACAGAACUGAUCUGACAGAGUACAGCUCCCUUGAGCUCCUGCACUUAGGGAAUAACAGGAUAGCAAUCAUUCAGGAUGGAGCAUUUGAGAAUCUAACCAGUUUACGAAGGCUUUAUCUGAAUGGUAACUACAUUGAAAGUCUUUCCCAGUCUCUUUUCACUGGGCUGCAUAGCUUGCAAUACCUCUAUCUGGAAUACAACAUCAUUAAAGAGAUUUUACCCCACACCUUUAACUCCCUCCACAAUCUGCAGCUAUUGUUUCUUAAUAAUAACCUACUGAGAUCUCUUCCCGAUAAUGUGUUUGGGGGUACGAUGCUGACAAGGCUUAAUCUCAGAAAUAAUCAUUUUUCACAUCUCCCAGUGCACGGUGUGCUGGAUCAGCUCUCUGCCUUCAUUCAAAUCGAUCUCCAGGAGAAUCCAUGGGACUGCACCUGUGAUAUAGUAGAGCUUAAGAACUGGAUGGAGCUGUCCAGCACCAGCGUGGUGGUGAACGAGAUCACGUGUGAUUCACCGUCCAAGCACGCAGGCCGUCUCUUGCGCUCCCUCCGAAAUGAUGCCAUCUGUCCCGAGACUGAUGAGGUGCCUGUGACUAAAUCCCCUACUGUAGUGAGCUCGAGCACCGAGGCAACACCCACAUCUGCCAUGACUCCCACGGACAGAGUGCCCGAGAUGCCCCCGGAGGUGCCCUUGUCCGUUCUCAUCUUGGGCCUACUCAUUGUUUUCAUUCUAUCAGUGUGCUUCGGAGCUGGGUUGUUUGUGUUUGUUCUCAAACGUCGCAAGGGAGUAGAGAACAUCCCAUCAAGCACCAAUAAUCACUUGGACUUGAACUCUUUCCAAGUACAGUACAGCUCUUACAACGCAGAUGCAAAUGUGGAUAAAGCCACAGAGAGCCACGUUUACAACUACAUUCCUCCACCUGUGGGUCAGAUGUGUCAGAAUCCAAUCUACAUGCAAAAGGUGAGUGAGCAGGUGGCCUAUUAUCGAAAUCUGAAAGAGUUAAGCUUCAGCACGCUUGAUCCAAAGAAGGAGGAGCUUGAUCGUAGCCCAGCUUUCACUAUAAGCACAGUGGAGUUCAUUGAAAAGCAGCCGUGCGCCAACCGCGAGCCAGAGCUGCUUUAUCAGAACAUUGUGGAGAGAGCGAAUGAUCUGCCCCAGUCCGGGCCGCUCAGCUAUAACUUUUGCACUUUACCCAAAAAAUCCUUCAUCCCACCAUACGAAAUGGCCCGACGACACAACCAGGACCGAUUAAACAAAACCGUGCUCUAUGGGACCCCGACAAAAUAUGCUGCACAGUCCAAAAACGAGCAUCCUUUGCUAUCCAACAAGCUAAAAACCGAGCCAGACUACCUCGAAGUUCUGGAGAAACAAACUGCUAUGAGUCAGUUGUAAGGCUUGAGUCCCCGAACACUUGACUCAUCUGUGUAUUUGAUCACACAACAAGAUAAUAACAACAACAACACCACAAACCUAAGCCUUCCGUCUUACUUUGAAAGGCUGUAUACAUACCCACAAUUUAAAGAUGAUAUAUUAUUUUCUCUAAGGUUUAAAUUAUUUCUUCUACUUGAAACAUAAAGACUGUAGCUAGCAGUUGUGGCAAGAAUAUGUAUAGCUUACAGCUUCAUGCUUUUUUUUUUGUAUUAUGAAAUAUACUAUUUUCUCUCAUAUGACAGGGUUGUUGAAAUGACAUUCCUGUAGAAUAUGUCAGAUGGUGAGUGCAACACAAAUUGUUGUUUCCAGAAGUGCCUUUGCACUUGAAGAAUUUUAACUGCUUUCUGCUAAUCAAAUUUUUUAUAAGUGCUGUAUUUUAAGACACUUUAUGUAAAAU
Xyrauchen texanus (razorback sucker) is the source of this 3439-nucleotide messenger RNA. Its product is annotated as SLIT and NTRK-like protein 2. Gene Ontology annotation, cellular component: membrane; glutamatergic synapse. Gene Ontology annotation, biological process: regulation of presynapse assembly; positive regulation of synapse assembly; axonogenesis. Gene Ontology annotation, molecular function: protein binding. Bases 436 to 3003 code for a protein of 855 amino acids. The record is from RefSeq and is a predicted model, not a curated record. NCBI's taxonomy places the organism in Eukaryota, Metazoa, Chordata, Actinopteri, Cypriniformes, Catostomidae. The transcript has a single exon.